GUUUUGCCUGUCGUACGCACAACCGGGCUGCGGGUUGCUUGCCACGUCUGAGAGCGGCCGGCCGGGUGUUCGUAUCGCGGAGCCGGGCUGGUCCCGUGGAGAUUCCUCUCUCGUCGUCGUGACCAUGGUGUCUGUAAUUAAUACAGUGGACACUUCCCAUGAGGAUAUGAUACAUGAUGCUCAAAUGGAUUAUUAUGGCACUCGAUUGGCAACCUGCUCUUCAGACAGAUCUGUGAAAAUAUUUGAUGUCCGGAAUGGAGGACAAAUUCUCAUAGCUGAUUUAAGAGGGCAUGAAGGCCCUGUGUGGCAGGUUGCCUGGGCUCACCCCAUGUAUGGAAACAUCCUAGCUUCCUGUUCCUAUGACAGAAAGGUUAUUAUCUGGAAAGAAGAGAAUGGUACAUGGGAGAAGACAUAUGAAUACACAGGACAUGAUUCCUCAGUUAAUUCUGUAUGUUGGGCACCACAAGACUAUGGAUUGAUCCUGGCUUGUGGCAGCUCUGAUGGGGCUAUUUCUUUGUUGAGCUAUACUGGUGAUGGACAAUGGGAAGUGAAAAAAAUCAGCAAUGCACAUACAAUUGGUUGCAAUGCUGUUAGCUGGGCACCUGCUGUUGUACCAGGAAGCCUCAUAGAUCAGCCUUCAAACCAAAAACCAAACUACAUCAAACGAUUUGCAUCAGGUGGCUGUGAUAAUCUUAUCAAAAUUUGGAGAGAAGAAGAUGGCCAAUGGAAAGAAGAACAAAAAUUGGAAGCUCAUAGUGAUUGGGUUAGAGAUGUAGCCUGGGCUCCUUCCAUAGGUCUGCCAACAAGUACUAUUGCCAGCUGCUCACAGGAUGGCAGAGUGUUUAUCUGGAUGUGUGAUGAUGCCUCUGGAAACUCAUGGUCACCAAAAUUACUCCAUAAGUUCAGUGAUGUAGUCUGGCAUGUUAGCUGGUCCAUCACUGCAAAUAUUCUAGCUGUGUCUGGAGGAGAUAAUAAAGUAACUCUAUGGAAAGAAUCAGUAGAUGGACAAUGGGCAUGCAUUAGUGAUGUGAAUAAAGGCCAAGGAGCAGUGUCUGCCAUUACAGAAGGACAACAGAACGAACAGUGACAUACAUGAUGAAGAUUUUCAGUUUUAAAAAAAGCGUUUUUCUACUUUUCUUAGUAAACCAGGUUUAUUGAAUAUGGGUUAUGUAAAAUUUAAUUUGUUAUGAAUAUUCUCUUGAUAAAACAAUAAACUUGUGGAAUGCCUUCACCAA
Molecule: messenger RNA, 1235 nt
Organism: Protobothrops mucrosquamatus (brown spotted pit viper)
Lineage: Eukaryota; Metazoa; Chordata; Lepidosauria; Squamata; Viperidae
Gene: SEC13
Product: SEC13 homolog, nuclear pore and COPII coat complex component
Biological process (GO): COPII-coated vesicle budding; positive regulation of TOR signaling; protein import into nucleus
Cellular component (GO): nuclear pore outer ring; COPII vesicle coat
Molecular function (GO): structural molecule activity; protein binding
Source: RefSeq, a predicted model, not a curated record